This is a messenger RNA of Epithele typhae, 2274 nucleotides long. RefSeq lists its product as uncharacterized. NCBI's taxonomy places the organism in Eukaryota, Fungi, Basidiomycota, Agaricomycetes, Polyporales, Epitheliaceae. The transcript has 7 exons. The record is from RefSeq and is a predicted model, not a curated record. Gene Ontology annotation, molecular function: metal ion binding; mRNA binding. The coding region runs from base 1 to 2274 and encodes 757 amino acids.
AUGCUGCCGUCUACAAUGACUGCUCGUCGCACCCCCAACCCCACUAUCACCAAGGACACAAACGGCCCCGGCCACUGGCGCCUCGACUCCAACGGCGCCAUCGUCGACAGUGGCGACUGGGAGCUCGCAGACGAUCUCAGCAAGCUCCAGAUUGGUGGCGAUGGUGCCGAGGCCCAGCGUCUGCGCUUCCGUCUCUGGGGAUAUUUCCCCCCCGGGCUUGGACCCGCAAGCCCGUCCUCGUCCCACCGAGCUCACACAUCAGCCCAGAACUCCAUAGGCCUCGUCUCGCACUCUCGCGAGUCCUCUGCCGACACCACUGGUUCCCAAGGCUCCGCGAUGUCGUCGGGAAGCCAAAACCUACGCGCCCCUCCUGUCACCCCACUCAAAGUAGGCGCCGUUGGCGAAUCCCGGAACCGCCCACACUCGUACAGCGGCGGUCUGUCAAGUACUGAUCUCGUUCGCCUGCAACAGGCGGGUGGAAGUCCCGGAAACACCGAUGCAUGGUCCUCCCCCCAUGGCACCCCCGAGAGGCAAGCCCAGCAGGAGCAGCCCACGUAUCCUUCCCUUCUGGCGUCUCACAACGGCUCCGUACCGCGCCUGCCAGAGGCCAAUUCUCUCACGCGUUCGCAGGAAGACCUCUCGGGAGACGCCCAAGGGCAGCAGCGCCUGUUCAACGGACCUCAUGGCGCUCCCAUGCCGCCCAAUGGUGCUCCGCCAGCGUUCGUUCAUGGCAGGCCGCCCAAUGUCGCCACCAACGUCCCUUACCGCCAGCCGCCUCCUCGUGCUGGCUUUAACCCCGCGAUCGCUCCGGUCGUUCCCAGCCCGACCAACUUUGGGGGCUACCCGGCCCCCGUGCAUCCCGGAGGGAUGCCCUUGGCGAACCCGCAGCAGGAUCUGUACAGCAUGAUGCUGCCCACGCCCCCUCUCGACAACCCUACCAUGGCACGUCUUCAGCAGCAGUCUGGCGUCUUCCAGCGUACUCACCAGCAUUCUGCUUCGGACCCUGCUUCCCUUCGUGACCCUGCCACCAUCGCGCUGCUGAACAAUGUGUUCGCUGCCGGACAGAUGUACCCGCCCACAAUGGCGCCCCCCGCACUGAAUAUGUUCCAGAACCAGUUCUACGGCGGCCCCGGCGCCGAGCCCUACCCCUCGCCAGAGAUGGCUGCCCAGAUGAUGGCUCAGCUCCAGGCGCAGUACACGGGCCCGUAUGGCGUCCCAAUGGGUCCGCAGGGCAUAGCGAUCCACCACACGGGCGGUUCUCACUCGGGAACAGCGACGGGCAACGGUCCUAGCGCGAACAACCGCAAACUCGGGCUGUACAAGACGGAGCUCUGCAGGAGCUGGGAGGAGAAGGGCUCUUGUCGGUACGGCCAAAAGUGCCAGUUUGCGCACGGUGAAGACGAGCUGCGCAAGGUACAGCGACACCCUAAAUACAAGACGGAGAUCUGCAGGACGUUCUGGGUUUCUGGCUCGUGCCCGUACGGCAAGCGGUGCUGCUUCAUCCACACCGAGCUGCCCGCGAACGGCGGACCUCCGGGUGCCGAUGGCGCUAUCCCACCAGGCAACCUCAGCGGGCGUGAACGCUCUUCGUCAACGAACAGUGACCCGAACGAGGUGUCGACUUCGCUCCUCGCCCGCAUCACAGCGAAGCGCUCGCAGGAAACCACCAUGCACUCCAACUCUGGCAGCACGAGCACGACUCCGCCUUCAGCCGGAUUCCAGGGUAUGCCCGUCAAUUCUGGUGGCGGCGGCGGCAGGCCAGAGGCUCUGCGCGUGAACACCAACGUGUCCGACGUACCGCUUGCGAAGCAGAACAAGUCGGCAUACCCCACGUUCGCGAACGUGCACAACGGCAUCCUCAUGUCCGCCAACGACGAGCCCAUCGCCCGUUCACCUGGUCCUGUGACCGCUGGCCCUGACUUUGGGCGUCACGCCAGCUCGAGGCUGGACAUUGUCGGCUCCCAGCGUGGUGGCCCGAAGACGGCCGUGAACCCGAAUGUGCGCCAUUCGUUCAACGGCAGCGAGAUGGGUCUGGACCUCUCGUCGCUUGCGAACACGCCGACGACAGCCAACUCGGCGACGCCGGUGCAGAGCCAGCCGCCGACGCACUCGCAGAACGCGUCGCCAGAGCCUCAGCGGGUGUCCCGGAUCAACGGCCACUCAUUUGACCGCGUACCCGUUGUCGUCCAUUCCCGGCGGGGAGCUGAAGACAACUCGCCCUGGGCGGACUACAACGUCAACCAGGCGCGGCUCGCGGAGAAAAACUGGGCGUAG